Mesoplodon densirostris (Blainville's beaked whale) is the source of this 3934-nucleotide messenger RNA. It is a transcript of the gene GRAMD4, whose product is annotated as GRAM domain containing 4. The record is from RefSeq and is a predicted model, not a curated record. The transcript is spliced from 19 exons. Gene Ontology annotation, biological process: apoptotic process; negative regulation of toll-like receptor 9 signaling pathway. Lineage: Eukaryota; Metazoa; Chordata; Mammalia; Artiodactyla; Ziphiidae. The coding region runs from base 115 to 1932 and encodes 605 amino acids.
CCGGACCCGCGGGGCCGCCUCCUCCGGGCUCCCCGGCGCCGCUCGGCUCCCGAGCGGGCGGCAGGUGCAGCGCGGCCGGGCGGCUGGAGAAGGGGGCGCCGAGGCGGCGGGUGGAUGAGAGGUGGCCCCGAUCUCCGCGCAGGGGGCUCCGAGCGUCAUGUUAAGGUAAAGCAGAGGGGCUCAGUGCUGAACAUGCUAAGGAGGCUGGACAAAAUCAGGUUCAGAGGUCACAAGAGAGAUGACUUCCUUGAUCUAGCAGAGUCUCCAAACGCCUCGGACACCGAAUGCGGAGACGAAACACCCCUGAAGAUACCUCGGACCUCGCCCCGGGACAGCGACGAGCUGAGGGACCCUGCUGGUCCAGGGACCCUCAUCAUGGCUGCAGGAGUCCAGGACUUUAACCGGACAGAGUUUGAUCGCUUAAAUGAGAUCAAAGGUCACCUGGAAAUCGCCUUAUUGGAAAAACACUUCUUACAGGAGGAGCUCCGGAAGCUGCGAGAGGAAACCAACGCGGAGAUGCUGCGGCAGGAGCUGGACCGGGAGCGGCAGCGGCGGAUGGAGCUGGAGCAGAAGGUCCAGGAAGUGCUGAAGGCCAGAGCCGAGGAGCCGCCCGCUCAGCAGCCUCCGAAAGGGCAGGCCCAGGGCAAUAAUGGAGCAGACCGACGGAGCCAGGGGCUGUGCCCCCGUGUCCAGAAGUGGUUCUAUGAGAAAUUCGGGGAGUAUGUGGAGGACUUCCGGUUCCAGCCCGAGGAAAGCACGGUGGAGACGGAGGAGCCCCUCAGCGCCCGGAGGUUGACCGAGAACAUGAGGAGGCUCAAGCGGGGUGCCAGGCCUGUCACCAGCUUUGUGAAGAACCUCUCUGCCUUAUCCGACUGGUACUCCGUCUACACGUCUGCCAUCGCCUUCACCGUGUACAUGAAUGCCGUGUGGCACGGCUGGGCCAUCCCCAUGUUCUUAUUUCUAGCAAUUUUGAGGUUAUCCCUCAAUUACCUCAUAGCCAGGGGCUGGAGGAUACAGUGGAGCAUCGUGCCUGAAGUGUCCGAAGUGGUGGAGCCUCCAAAGGAAGACCUGACCGUGUCUGAGAAGUUCCAGCUCGUGCUGGACGUUGCCCAGAAAGCCCAGAACCUCUUUGGCAAGAUGGCCGACAUCCUGGAAAAGAUCAAGAACCUGUUCAUGUGGGUGCAGCCUGAGAUCACCCAGAAGCUGUACAUCGCGCUGUGGGCCGCCUUCCUCGCCUCCUGCUUCUUCCCCUACCGCCUGGUGGGGCUGGCCGUGGGACUCUACGCCGGAAUCAAGCUUUUUGUCAUCGAUUUUAUCUUCAAACGCUGCCCGAGGCUGAGAGCCAAGUACGACACUCCCUACAUCAUCUGGAAGAGCCUCCCUACGGACCCCCAGCUCAAGGAGCGCUCCAGCACCGCCGUGUCACGCAGGCCGCAGACGACCUCCUCGCGGGGCUACGUGUCCAGUGCGCCCGCCGGCCUGAACAAGGACGAGGACGCCAGCCGCGUCCAUGGCGCCAAGAAGAGCAAUUUCCACGAAAUCUUUAACUUGACAGAAAACGAGCGUCCGCUGGCGGUGUGUGAGAACGGCUGGCGGUGCUGCUUGAUAAACAGAGACCGGAAGAUGCCGACCGACUACAUCAGGAACGGGGUCCUGUACGUGACGGAGAAUUACCUGUGCUUCGAAAGCUCCAAGUCCGGCUUCUCCAAGAGGAACAAAGUCAUCAAGCUGGUGGACAUCACGGACAUCCAAAAGUACAAGGUCCUCUCCGUCCUCCCGGGGUCGGGCAUGGGGAUUGCCGUGUCCACGCCAUCAACACAGAAACCACUGGUGUUCGGUGCCAUGGUGCACAGAGACGAGGCGUUCGAGACCAUCUUCGGCCAGUACAUGAAGAUCACGGCGGCGGCGGCGGCAUCGGGCGGCGACAGCUAGUGUUGGCUGGCCGUGACGCCGCUGGGAGUUUUUCUUUUUUUAACAAUUUGGUAGUGGAGAAAAAUUGGACAUCCUCGUGAUCUUUUGCAAUAACCCCCCCGAUCUGUGGUUUCUAUUGCGUUGACCCUGCGUUUUACAGACCCCUUUGCUCAGGGGUCGGGACUCUCGAGGGAGUGUCUUGUGGACGCGAGGCCACCGGGAAGGAUGACACGCAGGACACACCGCCAAGCACAGCUGCGCCUUCUCUGUCCCCACCGGGCGGAGACCGGCGCGGCCGCACCCCGGCUCUCGGAGGCCAGCAGCUUUGCCACACCAAAGCCAUACGAGGAGCACACGGGGCCCUCCCCGGGGUGAAGGACGCCGGCGAUAGGUGACGUGGGGGCCCCUGGCCAGCGCCAUGAACCGGCCCGUCCUUUAGGGAGACCCCCAUGCACGUCCUGGGAGCGCAGUGCUGACCAGCUGGCCGGGGGCCCCAGAUCAGCUCCUCAGGAGGAUGCGGAGCGCCGUGCGGUGCAAAGGCCCAGGAGGACGGCCGCUUUGGGGGUGCUCCGAGCCCUGGGGCCGCCCCCGCCUCCAGGCUGCUGUGCCAGGGUGAGAGCAGACCAGAGCGCCUCAGGCCCGAGGGGGCCCAGGCUGGCAGAGGGCCUGCCCGUGGGGGCGGUGCGGGGACGCUGGGGAGGUCAGCCGGCUUUGGGGAGUGACCGCGAGCAGAGCCCAGAGCUCGGGGUCCGCAGCCCUGGUGCCUGCACACACUCGGCGGGGAGUGGGGGGAGCCCUCGCCCUCGGGGAGGACAGAGCGCGCGCCUCGCAGGCCCGGCCCUUCCCUGAAGCCGGUGUCCCAUUGGGACUGACUGGCCGAAGGCCUCGGGGACGGACACGCCCAGGAGACGGCAGGGCCGGUGGGGCCACCCCCUCUCGGCACACUCCCGACACGGGCACCUCCGGCCCCUCAGCUUGUCCUGAGUCCUCUGGGUGUCACGGAGAUCGUUGUUUUUUGAAGAAACAGAAGAUUAUAUUUUUUACAGAGAGCAAGCUGUUUUUCUUAUUUUUGUAUCGUUUUUCAGACGUAAUUUUUACCUUUGCUCCCCAUUUGCUGGUUGGGCGGGCGAUUCGGUGGCGUCACUCCUGUCACCCCUUGGUGAGGGGACCUCGCGGAGUGUGCUCGGGAGCCACGCCCACCAGCCAGACAAGCACACACCCCGGCCCAGUCAUGAGGUCCCGGGGCCCUGCAGUGGCCGCCCAGCUCCUGGUCUCCCUGGCGUCGGUGUCUUGUGACCUUUCAGAGACGAAGGCAGAGCCCGCCCGAGACCUGGGCUUUGCCCCGCAGUCGGUGCAGGCAGACCGAGUUCUGGGGGGGCUGUGGGUAUACACCCAGUGGGACCCCCUCUGUGCCCGGGGCAAGGCAGGGUGGGCCCUGAACUGGCGCCGGGUGACUGUGGGGCAACACCCGUGGGUGCUGCUCAAGCCCCACUCCCCGGUGCUGCUGUGGGUUCGACAUGUGUCCCUGUCAGCACUGUGGGACUCUGUCCCCACGCACUGUGGGUGUGUCCCUGCGUGGAAUGGACUUGCCUCCUUCAGAGUGGCGUGGUUUGGUUUGAGUCCCUUCUGAGGAGCAAGGGAGAUGAAAACUGACCACGUGCAGGAUGGCCGUCCCCAGCUGCACAGUGGCCCACGGCAGGUCCCUCUUUGGAAGCCCAGGGCCCCUGCCGGGAAGAGCGCGGGCCUGUGCGGGCUCCCUGUCAGGGAGAACCUGGAGUUUUAUUGAGUUGUGUAAAUCUGGGCAGAUGUUUAAUUUCUGCGACUAAUCACUGAACUAGAAUGAAUGUUAAAUUUUUUAUGUCUGGAGCUCGAGUCUAUUUUGGAUCUGUAAAUACUCAUUACCAGUGUAACUUUUGUUCAACAAAAGGAUUGUACUGUAUGAAGAACUGAUGAAAAAAAUGCCCCUGUAACAUUUUUUUAAGAAAACCUUGUUUAAAGAAAAAGUCUUGUAUAAAUUAUAAAU